UCAUGCUGCUGCCAGGUCCAGAGUGUCUCAUGGGUCCCUGUACGGCCUCCCAUUGCUGCGUCUCCAUCGCCACACUCUGCCAUGUGCCACUUUCAGGUCUCCUCACACUGCUGGUGGGUUCCAUUUUGUCAUAGGGUGCUGGCAGAUUACGGGCCUCCCAUUGCUGCUGCCAGGCCCGUAAUCUGCCAUGGGCCCCCGUACCGCCUCCUCAUGCUGCUGCCAGGUCCAGAGUGUCUCAUGGGUCCCUGUACGGCCUCCCAUUGCUGCUGUCUCCAUCGCCACACUCUGCCAUGUGCCACUUUCAGGUCUCCUCACACUGCUGGUGGGUUCCAUUUUGUC
Staurois parvus is the source of this 339-nucleotide messenger RNA. The record is from the annotation of a GenBank genome assembly. NCBI's taxonomy places the organism in Eukaryota, Metazoa, Chordata, Amphibia, Anura, Ranidae.